AGCCGGCGGCGGAGCUCGGCGGGGCGGGGAGGGGACGGGCAGCGCCGGGAGGCGGCACCGCGCUCCCACCUGCCCCUCUCCGCCGCGGGCAGUGAUGAGGCGGCCGCGGGCAGCGGCUGGCGCGGAGCAGCCGGAGUUUGUUCGCUGCCCGUCCUCGUCUCCCUGAUGCUCUGAGCCGGAGUCUCCUCCUCUCGCCGGGCUCGCACCCGGGCUGGAUGCUCCGCUCGCUCCUCGCUUCCCUGCCACAGCCGCCGGCCGCUGCCCGCCGCCCCGCAAGACAUGGAGCCGUCCGCUGCCCCCCUGGACACCACUCCGGACCCCGCCAUCGUGCAGCCCCCCGGGGCCAACCCGCCGGGUGCCCCGCGGGAGCAGCAGCAGGAGCAGCUGCGGAUCGGGGAGAGCGGGCAGUUCAGCGAGGGGCUGGAGGACAGAGGUUUACUAGAAAGCAGUACAAGGCUAAAACCUCAUGAAGCUCAAAGCUACAGAAAGAAGGCAUUGUGGGUUUCCUGGGUCUCCAUUAUUGUCACACUGGCUCUUGCAGUGGCUGCUUUCACUGUCUCCGUAAUGAGAUACAGUGCAUCAUCCUUUGGAUUUGCUUUUGAUGCCACCCUGGACGUUCUGUCGUCAGCGAUAGUUCUGUGGCGUUACAGCAACGCGGCCGCGGUGCACUCUGCACACAGGGAGUACAUGGCUUGUGUUAUCUUGGGUGUCAUAUUUCUGCUGUCAUCAAUAUGUAUUGUGAUCAAAGCCAUCCAUGAUCUUGCGAAGAGGGUGCUUCCAGAAGUGGAUGAUUUUCUGUAUAGUGUCUCUGUUCUAAGUGGAAUCCUUUGCACAGGCUUGGCAGUAAUCAAAUUUAUGCUGGGAAAGGUCCUUACAAGCAGAGCACUGAUAACUGAUGGUUUCAACUCUCUUGUAGGUGGAAUAAUGGGAUUUUCCAUCCUUCUUAGUGCAGAAGUGUUUAAACACAAUUCUUCUGUCUGGUUCCUGGACGGCAGUAUAGGAGUGUUAAUUGGACUUACAAUAUCUGCCUAUGGAAUCAAGCUGCUCAUGGACAUGGUGCCCAGGGUGAGGCAAACGCGCCACUACGAGAUGUUCGAGUGAAGGUGCUGCCCUCUCCCUGCAAGGACUGAAAAGCCACAGCGUCCUGCGGCUUGGCAAGUGCUGCCAGUGGUAUUCUCCUCAAUAUGCAGUUUGUUUCCCCGUGGUCUGUUUCUGUUGAAGUUUGUUUGAAUGGGAAAUCUCUCUGUAAAUCUGGCAUAUUGUGCACACUGCUUGCGAUUCAGCCAAACAGCAGCGUUUUGGUUGGUUUAUUUUUUAUUUCUUAUUUAUUUCCAGUAUGCUAUUGAUUCCUGUGACAAUAGAAAACAUGCAGUUUGCAGCUUGAACCCAGCUGCCAUGUUGUAUAUUCCAGAGUGAAAGUGUUCUCAAUGGUGUGGUAAGCCUGUGGGUAAAGAAGUGCCAGUUUCAGAUUUGAGUUUUGGAAUUUUUUUUCCCCCCUGGCCUGUAUUUUCCCAAACACAUGCUGUAACAGGAGUACAAUCCUUGCUAACCUCUUCGACUAAGAGUAUCUUACAUAGAGUCUGGACACCAAGAGCUGUGUUGCUUAAAACACUUAAGUAGCUACUUCCACCCUCUUGUUGAAAUAGACACCCAGAAAGAGCAGGUACUGCCCUUCCUGUGAUCAGAGAGAUACUGCAUUUUAACCCCAAAUUAACUGAAACGAUACCUCUUCAACUUAAAUUCUAUUUUUUCUUAAUGAGACACUGUUCAUAGCUUUGCAUGGACCAAACAAGCACACAGAGUAUUACUGUACAGACCAAAGCCAAAAAAGUCAUGCAGGGAAGAGGAGCUGCUCAAGGAAUGGGAUUUUCAUCUCCUUUUUUACCAUCUGCAGCUGUACCAGCGUGUGUGACGUUGUGGUUGCUCUGUAGUCUGACAACGGCACAGCAGUGGCUCAAUCUCGUGGUGAGAUACAGAUCUAUUUAUUAGAUUUAGAUUGUCCUGUAAAGUGUUGCUCACUUUCCACCACACAUCUUAUAUAUUACUUAAUAGCAGGUUAAAUGAUCGAAAAAUCUUGAUGUAUAAUCAAUAAAACUGGUAUCUAUUUUAUACAGUAUCUGUAAGUAACAUUUGAAAACUAUUUCCAGAAUGUAUCAUAGAACAAAGUCUUCCUGUAUAGCAGCCUAUUAAACUGGAUUCUCUGGCUAUAGCCAUUUUCUCUUUAUUUGAUGUAUUCCAGGUCGGUUUUCACAACAGAGAAUCAGUAUUGUUGCUUCUGUUUAUCACAGAUGAAUAAAUAAUAGGACAGACCACUGUAGAGUUUGGAAUAAGGCCAUGGUAAGUAGGUGAGUAGCUAGAAAUGCCCAUUUCUAGUACAUAACAAUAGAGUACAGAUAUGAGAGUAGAUGUACAAUUAGACUGAUCAGUGAGGGAUGUACAGUGGAGACACUGGGGUUUUUUUUCACAGGUGUGAUGUUAAAAUUGCAUUUCCCAUCAUCUGUGACUUGACCAGGUCCUUAAGGAUCUCUAGUAAAAGCCCACUCCCACUGAUACAUGUUGGAAGAGACCCCCCAGGGGUUUCCCUGACCUGGCAGUACCCAUAUGAGAGUGACAAUAUUGGAAACAUGCCUUGAUACAGGAUUCCUUAUGGCAAAAUGAAAUUUGCUCUGCUGCUGUCGUUUGUUUUCACAUAUUUUGGAUCAAUUAAGUUUGCUUAAGUAUUUGUAUGCAAAGUGGUGCUAUCAGUGCUGAUGCUGCUUGUGCCUUGCUGUCACAGGAUGAUGUCACCCAGCUGUAAGGUGACAAAGGAGCUACUUCAGAGGAGCAUUCAGCAAGGACUCCCGAAGGACUGGAAGGUGUAGGACUGCUCACUGCACUCAGCACAGGUGGAUUUUUAAAUACCAAAUGCCACCCCAAGACCCUUUUGCUUUUCCCAUUAUGUUUUUCUCUCGCAGCAGUUCCAUGAAGGGAGCUGUGAGCUGGUAUUUCCUCACUGAUUAACAGUGUCUGUCAGGCAUCUUCAGCCUCAGAAUCACAGAGCCUGACCCUAGCUACAUUAGACAUUUCGUGAGUGUUAGUUUUCUUGAUACUGUUUAUCCUUUUCCACUUCCCUGAGGGCUUUAUUCCCACUCAGUCCCAUUGAAAAUUUUGAGAAUGACAUUUGAGAACUACAGAAGUGCCAUGCAGUCCAGCAGCCUGUUUGUAGCCCAGUGCUGCAGAAAACUGAGAAGGGACAGGGUGGUGGCUGAACUCCUGGUAUCACCUUUGCCACACCAAAUACUAAACCACUGAAAGUAUGCAGGACACCCAAACCAACACCCAGCUGAAACAUUAAAUAGUUCUGUUAGAAUGCUGGUGUAAACAGGAGCACAGAUGUGCUGCUGGUGCACAAAGGAAGGUUAAACACUCAGUUAAUGAAGUUUCACACUUCCUUCUGGAACUCUGGAAUGCUCUGAGGAUGUUUCUAACUACAGACACCUGAAAAGGAUAUGUGGUUAAACAAGUUAAUCAUACUCUUAUCAGAUUAAUUUAAACCAGUUGCAGAGAGUUUUCAGUUACCACAGGUGCUUCAAAGCAUUGCUGGUAUUAGCAGGUAAAUGCAAGAAAAUAACAGAAACCCUUGUGAUAUUUGAUAAAGUCCAGGAAAAAAUUAUUCUCAGAAAUGGUGAUAAAGCCAGCUGGCAUCAAGGAGACUGUGUGGUACGUGACAAUAGCAGAGAAAAUAACUGCUCAUCCAUCUACUGUGACACUGCUCGAGCCAGCCACCUCAGAGGGAACAGGUUCUGUGUGAGUUUUCUUUAUUAAAUGUCAGUGCCAGUUGAUUUUUUCAAACUAUGAGCAAGUUUGCUUCUAGCUAGACUAAGGGAAGGUGGACUUUUCAAAAGCUGCAACAGCUUAAAAGCAUUGGGACUAAUCAUCUGAAACUUGGCACUGGCCAACACAAUAACCUGCCUGGUGAUCACAGCAGCCCUCAGCACUGCCAGGGGCUCUUUGUUGUGCACAGGACGCGAGGAAGGAGCCUCAGUGCUCACACAAGGAACAGCACUGGCCAGAAUGAGGCUGCAAACUGACACUUAUUAAAGUCUGGCCAAGCUCAGAAUUGCAAAUUAAUCCCUGAAAGUGACUGUGACACUGAGCAGAUGCUUUGAAUCUGGCCAUAUUGUUCAGCAGAGAAGGGAGCUCAAAAACUCUGUCGGGAUUACACGAGGUGCAAUCUUGAAUCCCCAGCCAUGACCCACACACACCAGGUAGGCAUGUGAAAUUAUAAUGUUCACUUUUAGCUAAAAGCCAGAUUUUUUUGAAUCUUGAUUGUUAUUUAAAAAAAUCACCAGGCUAACAUCUGCUGCUGAUUUAUUCCAUUUUACUUCUUGCUGUAGUAGGCAGACCAUAAAUAAGCAUCAUCAUGUAAUCACGGUGGAAAAAACAACCUCAAAAGAAGCUCUCUGAUGAUGUUCCAGGAAUGGACCUGAAGCAAAGAUCCCAGACAAGAAGCUCCUCAGAUGUGGGCAAUUUCAGCUGUAGGUAGGCCUGCAGCUGGGAAUGUACCACAAAGGUUCUCACCACUGCUAACACCACUUGCAUUUCUGCAAUCCCAGCUGCCUGGGACAAAGUGAAGGUAUUUCUGGCAUUCUUUUUUGUGGGCCAGCUCAUGGAGAUGCUAGGCCAUGGGACAAGGAUUAAUAGAAUAGUUUGGUGUGGGAGGGAUCUUUAAAGGUCAUCGAGCCUGAGAUCAUCCAGUCCCUCUAUUAAGCCUUAAUAAUAUGCAGAGCAGGAAUGUUUGUUCCCAACCUGACAAAACAUUUUUCCUUGGCAGUCAAAUAAAGAGCUGAGGAAGCUCCUUGAACAGAAUUUAUCCCUGGAAUUCGCAGACUUGUGUAGAUGCUUCACACAGGGGUUCCACACAGUUCUGCUGUGCUGGCAGUGAUUUCUCAGCUCGCUGCCCGUGCUGGGUGUGCUGCCACCGAGUGGAGCUGUGACAGAGCCAUCCCUGAGCCUCUGGCUGUGUUCAUCCAGGACCAGGCACUGCACAGGAGUAGCACACACAAACACAUUCCUGUGGCCUGGCAUGUGGGGCCAGGUUAUGCAAUGUGAGAGGAUAAUUAAUGCAAGUAUCAGAGCAGCCAGGGAUGUUUCCCUCUCCUGUUCCCCAAGGUUGGGAGCUGCUGUUUUCCUUUCAGCCACAGGAGUGGUGUUGGGGUAGCACUGAACAGUUCCUGUUCUUUCCCUGUUCAGUGGGAUCAGCUGCCCUCUGAGGGGGGCACAGCUGCCCCCAAGCCUCCAGCCCCCUCACCAGGAGCUGCAGGAGAAGGGGAGCUCAGAGUUCAGGUCCUGCAGGGGCUGACACUGACACCACCACUCAGCUGCAGGCAGGCUCAAAGCACAUUUUCUUCCAGGUUAUUUGGCAAGUAACUGGGAAAUGUCCCAUUUUGUCAGCUCCCACUGCUGGCACCAAACCCAACACCCUUGUGAGCUCACCUCCUGCUGGCACAGGCUGUAGGGGUUAUUGCCACCUCUCAGCUCACUGUGCAGGAAGGAGUGGAGGCAACUGCUCUCAAACAGGCCAAGUGAAAUGCCAGCCUCCUCUUACUGGGCAGAGCCAUGGGGCACAACCCAAGCCUGCAGCACAGCUUGGGCUGAUCACACAAUUCCAUGCUCCUAUGGAGGUGAGGAGGAAAUGAAAGCCAGGAGGGGUCUCUAGGGAUUUGGCAACUUCCCUUCCCUGAACUUCCAAUGGAAUCACCAGCUCUUACCUGCUGAGCCACCAAAGGCUCUCACCUUGGUCCAUUUUCUUUGGAGUUUUUACUCUUUCAGCAUUUUUGUGCAGCACUGGUUUGCUUUGAUGUGUCUCUCCUCACAAAGCAGAUGUCUUCAGCCAGGCAGUGCUUCCCUGAGGUCCUGCAGGGGCAAGGACCCCCAAGCCAAGGCUCCCAAGCAAAGCAGGACACACGGUGAGGACAGCUGGAGUCUGUUCUCUGCUAACUGUUCCCAGGUUUUCUUGCUACAAAGAUUUACUACCUAGAUUUCAGCUAAAUGCAAUCUCCACUAUCAAUAAAAUAAAAUAACAAGUCCUGACAAGCAUAAACACAAAUACAGGGGAGUGUGAGGCAGCAAAGUGGGUGCUCCAGCUCUUGCACACUGAGGGGAAGUGUUCUGAGAGCAGCACAAAGUCCCAGCAAAAUGUUUCCAUCUGUGGACUCUCCACCAGCUGGAGUUUGACUAAACCCAGUCUAAGCAUGUGAGAGUUGAAGUAUCCAGUAUUUAAGCUCCCCCAAAGGAGCUUUCCAAUACAGCUGCAUGGUGUAUUUUUUAUUCCAAGUUCCAUUUUUCAUAGAUUUUUUUUCCAUUAUGUGACUGCAACACAGCCCACAUCUAACUCUAGCUGCUCACCAUUUUACAGAUGUCUUUUCAGCUUUUUAGAUGUCAAAGCUGAACAACAAUUAAGGGAAUGAAACAGGAAGGAAAACGUUUCCAAAAAUAAGCAGAACAAGAGCCUGAAUGAGCAGUGUCCUCCACUAAUUCAUUUUGAUGGUAGGAAACAUUUGGAAAUUGUGGUAUGUUGAAUAGCAACACAGAACCAACAACAUUUUCACCCAAUUUAGUCCAAGGGGAAGUAUGCCAGAGACCAUAAAAAGGGGCAAGUGGUGAAGGAUAUUCACAUAAUUUUCCUCACUGAAACAGCCAUAAAAGGCUCUUGCAGCAGCACUGCACAGUGGAAAAACCACCCUCUGCAGCCAUAAUGCACACAACUCCCCAGUGAGGAGACUGGCCAAGUGGAUAUCCAAACCCACCUCACAAACCUCUCCCAGCCUGCAGGCAUCUGUUUGACAUCUUCAUUUAUGCUCUUGCUUACCAGGGUGUGUGUCAUUAAUUGGGAGAGGGGCAAUACAAGGCAUCCCAAGCUGAUAGUUACUGAUUUCUGUACUCUUCUGAUUCUACAGUACUCCGUUAUGUGUGGCCACAUUAAAACAAAAAAACCAAAACCUCACCAAAUUUAGAAAAAAGUAAUGUUGGAAAAAAAAAAAAGAGCUGUUGCUUCUCUCCAGUAUAGUUGUGGGUUUGUUUUUUUUUUUAAUACAUUGCAACUGUGUUACAAAUAGACAUUUUUAACAGAUAAAGAGCUGUCUUUUAUUUUUUUUUAACUAUUAUUUUUUCCACUGCAUACUGCUCCUGCAUUAAUUGCUCUAUUACUCUUGGAUGCCUCCACCAAAACCUCUCCACAUUCCCAGCAGCUGACAACAGAGAGCCCUUCCCUCGCUCUUGGCUGGGCUAACAAAACCUGAGGUGGGCAGAAAAGGCUUGUCAGCAGAAUGGGUGCCACUGAAAUACCCUGACAGCUCCCCUGGAGUUUCCCUCUGACAUUUGUAUUUGUGCAGAGCUGCCAAGGUGAUUUCAUGUGGCACCUCUUGAGGGCACUGAAUGCUCACCCCAAUCCCACGUGGGCCAAAGCUUCAUGCCUGGGCCCUUGUUCCUCAUGCAAAUGUUUCAUUCCUGAGUGCUUAGCAUGUUAAAUUGGAUCCUGCAGGAGAAUGCUCUCUAAAGCUGCUCUUUUACCACAGUGCAGCUCCAUCUUUCAGCUCCACAGUCUAUUGUGUCAGUAGGUCUUGCAGGCCUGAGAGCCACUGUGCAAUUCCAGUCUCAUUUUCCCUUUCUCCCAAAUUUACAGUGUGCUGUAAAUUCAGUGUGUGCUGCAAUUGAGUGUGCUGUAAAUUUAUAGGAAAGCAGGAGUUUCUAACUACUGCUGUGACAAAGCUGCCUCCUGAAAGGAGGCUUGAUGUAACCCAUUAUGCAAUUUUUAUAACCCAUUUUUAAAACAAAACAAAGCAAACAGUUCAUUACUCACCUGAUGUUCUGCUGGCUGCAGUGUGGGACUUACCUGUGCACAGGUGGGGCAGCAACAGAAACACCCAGCUGCAGAGUGGGAAGAAGCCCCAGAAAUGCAGUUUGGGAUAAAAGGCAGCUCGUGGCAUUCCCAUUUAAGCACAAAGCAAUCAUAAAUCCAAAUCACACAAGAAAAAAGUUUAUUGAAAAAUAAAUUCUCCCUAGUUUUUUUUCUACAACAGUGAAAACAAAGCAUUUUUCUAUGCCAUUAAAGUACAGACAUUUACUGUUCUAAAAAAAAAAAAAUUAAAAAAAAUUCUCAUCCUAUUGAACCCCAGGAACUUGGCAGUAUCUGAACCACUGCGUUCUGUUCUGUUUGAUUCCAACUGCUUGAACGUAAUAUAGUGGAACACAACCACUGAAAUAAAACAAAGGAUUAACCUAUUAGGGGAGAAUUCAAACCAAACACCCCAUAGUACCAGCCUGAUCCUGAUGUUCUUGUGUCCAUUUCAACCCCUCAUUGACUCCACAUUAUUGUUUGCAAAAAGCAGUAUUUUACUUGCAGUGAAUUCAGUAGGGUUUUUUCCCAAUUUACACUGCUACAGGGCUUAUUCACACUCUGACCCUCUUCACCCAUGAGGAGGGAGGCUCCUCCAAGGAAUGAUGCAGACCAGAACCCAAAGACCUGCCUCAACAGCAUUCUGGAGAAUCUCCUCCCUGCAGUGGUCAGCUCAGCAAGCUCAGGGGGAUCAAAGUCUCCAAGCCCAAUUUAGGUUUGUAAAUAUUCCCUGAUAUUUUUCUUUUGGCUCUUAGAAUCUUCAGGGUAACUUUUCUCACAAAAUUUACUCUCCUUUUUCCUUUGGUAAAAACUGCCAUUUCCUCCUCCUCUCCUGCAUUCCUUACAAAAACCAAAUUAAACCCACAACUCCUUAAAAAUAUUUUUCACUGUCACUGUACUGCAACAGACCUGAUAAUGAACAUAAAUUAGUUCUGGGUAUUACACCAUUAAAAUUAACUGCCUUCAGACAGCAAUUUAACUUGAUUUAUCGUGUGCCUAUUUGAAACUUCAAACUACUUUGCAGCUGCUGGAGCCUGAGCCAGGUCGUGUUCCAUGCACUCGUGCCCGGAUGGCUCCAGGAAAUGCCAGGCGUUAUUUACAUGCUCUCCUUGAAGCCAAGGAUUUGGUGGCUCCUGCAGGACCCAGGGCUGUAUUUGCAGUGACAAUACAGAUGUGUUUUCCUGCACCAGAAGCAGCCACGUGCUUUGGUGGCCGUGGGGACAGCAGGGUCCUCAGUGCUUCAGUUCUGUGAGCCCUUAUACGAGGUGACAAAUUCUGGUCCCAUGCACAGCUCACUUAAGUAAAUGGCACCUGCACUGAACUGCCCAGCAGAGAGAAGGGUUUCAAUCACUUGAGCACAACUGAUUUUUUAAAGCAGUUUCUGUGUGUCAAGGGUGAAGUUACUCCUUAUUUUAUCAAAACUUUGAGGACCUGGUUUUAUUUACUCACUU
This is a messenger RNA of Passer domesticus (house sparrow), 9327 nucleotides long. It is a transcript of the gene TMEM163, whose product is annotated as transmembrane protein 163. NCBI's taxonomy places the organism in Eukaryota, Metazoa, Chordata, Aves, Passeriformes, Passeridae. The transcript has 8 exons. Gene Ontology annotation, molecular function: zinc ion binding. Gene Ontology annotation, cellular component: synaptic vesicle membrane. The coding region runs from base 280 to 1101 and encodes 273 amino acids. The record is from RefSeq and is a predicted model, not a curated record.